GGGCUCUUUCCUCCUGUAGAUCUUCCAAACCUCCCUCUUUGAAACCUCAUCCCCGGAAAACAGAUAGCAUCACCCCUCGUUUUUUGACAUCCACCCCCUCGUUUUUUGACAAUUCAACCCCAUCUGCCAUGCAUAUGCUGGUGAAUUGCUCCAACUGCAGGAUCCCACUGCAGCUCCCGGCCGGCGCAACAUCGAUAAGAUGCGCCGUGUGCCAAGCUGUCACCGAGAUCGCCGAUCCCCGCAGCGCCGCUGCUCCUCCUCCUCCUCUGCAUCAUCCCUCUCCCCACAACCACGCCCCACCCGGCCCACCUCCGUCGGCCCACGGGAGCAAGAAGGCGGUGAUCUGCGGGAUCUCGUACCGCUACUCACGGCACGAGCUCAAGGGCUGCAUCAACGACGCCAAGUGCAUGCGCUACCUACUCGUCAAUCGCUUCAAGUUCCCCGAAUCCUCCAUCAUCAUGCUCACCGAAGAAGAAACUGAUCCAUAUAAGAUUCCAACUAAGAACAACCUGCGGAUGGCAUUAUUUUGGCUCACGCAGGGCUGUCAACCGGGAGACUCACUAGUAUUUCACUACUCCGGCCAUGGUUCACGGCAGCUGAACCGUAAUGGGGAUGAAGCUGAUGGAUAUGAUGAAACCCUUUGUCCUCUGGACUUUGAAACGCAGGGCAUGAUUGUUGAUGAUGAAAUCAAUGCAACACUUGUCAGACCACUCCCUCGUGGAGCUAAGCUUCAUGCAAUUGUAGAUGCUUGCCAUAGUGGCACAGUACUUGAUUUGCCAUUCCUCUGCAGAAUGAAUAGGAGUGGGCAGUACAUAUGGGAGGACCACCGUCCUCGAUCAGGCAUGUGGAAAGGGACAAACGGUGGGGAAGCCAUUUCCUUCAGUGGUUGUGACGAUGAUCAAACAUCUGCCGAUACAUCUGCAUUAUCAAGGAUCACCUCAACAGGUGCGAUGACUUUCUGUUUCAUCCAAGCGAUCGAGCGUGGGCAUGGAGCUACAUAUGGGAGCAUACUGAAUUCCAUGAGGACCACCAUUCGUAAUACUGGUAAUGACAUGGGUGGCGGUGCGGUAACAUCAGUCAUCAGCAUGCUUUUGACAGGGGGCAGCGUCAGCGGUGGUUUAAGACAGGAGCCGCAGUUAACUUCUUUCGAACCGUUUGACGUGUACUCAAAGCCCUUUGCGCUGUGAUUUGGGUGCUCUCCGAUGUGGCGUUCAUAUUGUUUUACAUCCUUCUUUCCAUGCCCUUGUACAGUUGUAGGCAGGGACACUUGCUAGAAGAACACCUUCCUGUUAUCUCAUCAACUAUACAUCUCCAUUAGAUUACUGCUUAAUUAGAAUUUAUUCUUCUGUUAUCUAA
Messenger RNA from Magnolia sinica, 1356 nucleotides. RefSeq names its product metacaspase-1. Bases 129 to 1187 code for a protein of 352 amino acids. Gene Ontology annotation, biological process: proteolysis. Gene Ontology annotation, molecular function: cysteine-type endopeptidase activity. Lineage: Eukaryota; Viridiplantae; Streptophyta; Magnoliopsida; Magnoliales; Magnoliaceae. The record is from RefSeq and is a predicted model, not a curated record. The transcript has 5 exons.